AUGAUGCAAAGUACGGCUGUCAUACCAACGGAGAGCCCGGUGAAGAGUCUACCAGACAUACUCGGAGUGCCAAUGCAACAAGUCCCCCAGUGCGCGGGCUGCAGUCAGCACAUCCUGGACAAGUUCAUCCUGAAGGUGCUCGACCGCCACUGGCACUCCAAGUGCCUCAAGUGCGCCGACUGCCAGGCACCCUUGGCCGACAAGUGCUUCUCCAGGGCUGGAAACGUCUACUGCAAAGACGACUUCUUCAAGCGCUUCGGGACGAAGUGCGCGUCGUGUCAACAGGGGAUCCCCCCAACGCAGGUGGUUCGAAAAGCACAGGACUUUGUGUACCACCUGCACUGCUUUGCCUGUGUCAUGUGCAGCCGCCAGCUGGCCACCGGGGAUGAGUUCUACCUCAUGGAGGAUGGCAGGCUGGUCUGCAAGGUGGACUACGAGACUGCCAAGCAGAACGAUGACUCAGAAACAGGAGCCAAGCGACCGCGGACCACCAUUACUGCCAAGCAGUUGGAGACUCUGAAGAGCGCUUACAAGAACUCUCCGAAACCAGCUCGACAUGUCCGAGAACAGCUCUCCUCAGAGACGGGCUUGGACAUGAGGGUGGUUCAGGUGUGGUUCCAGAACCGGCGUGCCAAGGAGAAGCGGUUGAAAAAGGAUGCGGGCCGACACCGCUGGGGCCAGUUCUACAAGAAUGUGAAGCGCAACCGCGGAGGUGCCAAGGCAGACCGGGAGAGCUCGGCAGAGGAUGGGGGUCUGAGCGACAGCGAACUCAGCUUCAGAGAAGACCAGAUCCUGUCAGACCUGAGCCAUAACAACGCCCUGUAUGGGAGCGUGGGUGACGUAGGGAAUGGAAACCUGCUGAAUGGAGGCUUCCCCCUGGACAGCACCGGACAGCCGUACCAUGAGCUGCGGGCUGGCAGCCCCUAUGGUCUCCCCCAGUCGCCCUCCUCCAUUGCCUCCCUGCCCGGCCACACCCCACUGCUGGGCAGCCUGGCCUUUCCUAUGGACAGCCUGGCGGCACAAGGGCCUCAGGGCAGUGCGGGCCAGGCCAUGCGCACCAUGCAGGGAGGGCCCACCUCCGACCUCUCCACAGAGAGCAGCACGGGCUACCCAGACUUCCCUACCAGCCCUGCAUCCUGGCUGGACGAGAUGGACCACUCGCAGUUUUGA
Scleropages formosus (Asian bonytongue) is the source of this 1170-nucleotide messenger RNA. RefSeq names its product LIM homeobox 4 (gene lhx4). Gene Ontology annotation, biological process: regulation of transcription by RNA polymerase II; neuron differentiation. The transcript is spliced from 6 exons. Gene Ontology annotation, molecular function: RNA polymerase II transcription regulatory region sequence-specific DNA binding; DNA-binding transcription factor activity, RNA polymerase II-specific; zinc ion binding. Bases 1 to 1170 code for a protein of 389 amino acids. Gene Ontology annotation, cellular component: nucleus. The record is from RefSeq and is a predicted model, not a curated record. Lineage: Eukaryota; Metazoa; Chordata; Actinopteri; Osteoglossiformes; Osteoglossidae.